AUGUCUCACUCGUUGUUAUUACAGGAGCCUCCAUCGCCGGCAGCAGCGGCCACCAGCCGCAGGCGGCCAUGGGGACCCAACGGCCCUUCCAGCGGCCCUGCCAGUGCCAGCGGCAGCAGCAACGGCGGCAGCAGGAGCGGCAACAGGGGCGGGAUCACCUUCGGAGGGGGGGGGCUGAAUCUAGGCGGAAUCGGGGGAAUAGGGGGAAUUGGGGGAAUCGGGGGAAUUGGAGGGUUGGGGAUUGGGAGCGCUGGUGCGGAUGGUGGUGGUAGCAGCAGUGGCGGUGCUAAUAUCGGUGGUGGUGGUGGUGGUGGUGGUGGUGGUGGCGGUGGUGGCGGCGGCGGUAGUUUUAAGAGUUUUGGAGCUGGAGGCUUCAUGGGAGGCCCUGGUGGGUUUUUAGGAGCCGGAACAGGAGGAGGGGCCUCCUUUUUCAAGAACAUCCAACGGUCCUUAUCCAUAGCCGCGCCUGAUCGUGGCCGUCCGCCUCCUGCCCCCACCCUUCGGGUCCCCUCCUCCCAUUCCGCCACAUACGAAUCUCCCCCUUUCCGGCCCCAGCCUCCCCCUUCCCAUGGCGCUGCGUUUGGGGGAAGAUCGUCAGGCGGAGCAACAGAGCUUCAUAUAACGCUGGACGAGAUCCGGUUUGAGAACCAGAGCAGCAGCAGCAGCACCGGUGGAUUUGGGGCGAUUGCCAGUGGUAUAAGUGGUAGUGGCAGCGGUGGUGGUGGUAAUGGUAGUGGUGGGGACGGUCGUUCUGGUAGCACUGCUAUUGUCCGCACCCAUUCCGCCUCCUCCCCUGCCUCCCCAGGUUUCAGCGUCCUCUCUCUCUUCACCUCCCCUCCUCAAACCCACCACCACAACCAUCACAACCAGCAUCAGCAGCACAGCCAACAGCAGCAGUCGCGUCUGUCUCAGCCCUCCCCCCGUACCACUGCGGCUGACGUCAUCUCCUUCUUCACCUCCCCCUUCUCCCUCGGACCCUCCGCCUCCCCCGCACCUCUCCCCCGCCAAAGCUCUGCAGGAGGCGCCUCCCCCCUCCGCAGGUCGUUACCAGGGGGGGUGGUAUCUCCUGCUCUCUCUGGGGGUGGGGGAGGGGGGGGAAUUGGAGGGCUGUGGGCUAUGGUAACGCGGACCAGCAGCAGUGGGAUUGGUGGGGGAGGAGGCGGCCUGGAUGACGUGGCGGAGUCCCUACCCUUAUCUGCCACGUCAUCAAUGAACACGUCACUGGGGAUCCUAGCUGGCAUGUCGUCGCUGCGACCCGUGCAGGCGGAGCAGGCAGAGCCCUUAGAUGCGAGCUUUUUCGAGGAGGUGAGUGUAGGGGGAUGGGAGGUAGGCUCUGUUGCUGAUGUGGCAUCUGGCUGGCAGUGUGGCAAGCGGCAGCUGCAGCUGGAUGAGGUGUCGGAACAGCUGGCGACGCAAGUGAUGAGUCACCACGAGGAAAUGGGUGGGUGCUGCAGCAGGCAAGAUGUUGCAUGCUUCUGCUGGGUUCUGCUGGGUAUUGCAGGGCGCUGCUGGGUGCUGCUGGGGUGUUGGUGGUUACAGCUGUACGGUGCAGAGGGUUAUGCUGGGUGCUGCUGUGUUGGGAGAUGGAACACGCGGCGGCUGUUGAACAGUGCGCGCAAGGACAUUUCAAAGAACCUCGUGGUGUCCAACAACGUGCAGAAGAAACGCAUGGCCACUAGCAUGAUUCCCGUGUUGCAGCACAUGCAGCAGGUGGCACAGAUGAAGGCGCGUCUACAGCAGCUGGUGGAGGGCGCCCACUACCCCGCCGCCCUGCAGCUGUGCUCGCGCUGCCUCGUGCUCGUGGAGCAGAGCAGAGCGCUAUUGGCCAUAGGAGACAUGAGCAGCAGCCUUGAGGGCUGGCUGGCACGGGUGGUGGAUGAGGUGGACGCCAUUCUCUUCACAGUCUGCCGCCGCUACAACCCCACCGCCUACGCCACGGUGCUGGAUUCAUAUGCAGUGAUGAACGGGCUGCCCGCCCUGGCAGAGAAGGUGCACAACUUCUUCUCCCAGGCAGUGGUGUCCGAGACCUAUGACAUCCUGCUGCAGUUCGUGGAGCAGGGAAGCACAGAAGACGAUGCCAGAAGAAGCAGAAUGGCAUACAGUGAGCUGUGCGGGCAGCUGUCGGAUCGCUUCUUCUUCCUCUGCCUCAUUCGAACCAUGGAGCUCGUGUUUGAGCUCAUGUGCUCUCACCACGUCAUGAUGACUGCCCACCAUCCACUGCUCAAGACGGUAUCCGCUGCUGCUCCUCCCACUGCUCCUCCUGCUGCUCCUCCCACUGCUCCUCCUGCUGCUCCUCCUGCUGCUCCUCCCGCUGCUCCUCCCUCCGCUGCUCCUCCCUCUGCUGCUUCAAGCGCACCCCAAGGCACUGCAUCAGCGGUCCCCAUCGCCCAACCCACCAAUCCAUCCACACCUCCGCGCUCCUCCUCUCAGCCAUCGAAGCUUGACCCGGCGAGUGCAAGCAGCAGCAAGACUGGCAGUAAGGGUGCAGCAGAGAGGGGUGGUGGUGAGAGCAAGGCGAGUGGGGAGAGCAGGGUGAGUGGGGAGAGCAGGGUGAGUGGGGAGAGCAGGGUGAGUGGGGAGAGCAGGGUGAGUGGGGAGAGCAGAGCUGCCCCAGACCGGUUUGAAGACUCGCUGUGCUUGCCAGCUGCACAGGCUGUUGUGUUUGACGUCCCGGCGGAGGCACAGUCCAGCUCAGCACAGGCUGCUGCUGCUGCUGCGCCUGGCGCCAGUGGCAGCAGUGGUGCUGGUGGCAGCAACAGCGUUGCACCCAGCAGUGCUGCAGCACCCACUGGCAGUGGUGGUGGUGAUGGUUUCAGGCCGUCAGCAGCCAAUGAGCCGAUGCCAGUUGUCCCGUCGCCGGCCAGUGAGCUGACGCCAGCUGUGCGGGAGGCGGCAGCAGCAGCAGUGAGGGGUGCGCUAGAGAAGGGUCGGAAGACGGUGUGGGAGCUGGCUGCUCGCCGUGUUGCUGCACUUUUAUCUGCUCCUCCUGUGUGCUCUGGCACCUCGGAGCAGUUCCUGCAGGUGCGUGCCUCUGUUUCCAUACCUCUCUUUCUCACUCAGAGUGAAUCUUGCAGCAAUAGGGACGCGCUAGAGAAGGGCAGGAAGACGGUGUGGGAGCUGGCUGCUCGAAGGGUGGCGGCUCUGCUGUCUGCUCCUCCUGUGUGCUCCGGGACUUCUGAGCAAUUCUUGCAGGUGCGUGCUUGUGCCUCUGUUCUGUCUACAUCUCUGUUUCUGAUUCGCCAAUACAGGAAGGCGGUGUGGGAGCUGGCUUCUUCUCGCAGAGUGGCUGCUCUGCUGUCCGCUCCUCCUGUGUGUUCUGGCAUCUCGGAGGCGGGGAGGAAGGGGACACAGUCCUCUGUUCUCUGCCUGGUCGAAGAGUUUGUGCUGGCAGGGGAGGCGUUCACUCAAGCAAAGGCUGGGAGCCUGAGUCUUAGGGCCAAGAGGCACUCACCAUUCACCUUCUGGAUUCUGCUGCCUCCCUACCCACCCUCACAUCCCCUACAGAUUCUUUGUCUGGUCGAAGAGUUUGUGCUGGCAGGGGAGGCGUUCACCCAAGCGGAGGCAGGGAGCCUGCGGGGAAUUCUUUGUCUGGUUGAAGAGUUUGUGCUGGCAGGGGAGGCGUUCACCCAAGCGGAGACAGGAAGCCUGACUGAAGGCCAAGAUGGCUCGGCACCCACCAACAUGUUCAGCUCAUUUAUGCCUCUGCGUCCUUUCGUUGCCCUAUUCAAUCUCCCUCGUCACCUACAGAUCCUGUGUCUGGUGGAGGAUUUUGUGCUGGCAGGGGAGGCGUUCACCCAAGCAGAGGCGGGGAGCCUGAGACUUAGGGCCACGAGACACUCACCAUUCACCUUCUGGGUUUGUCUGCCUCCUCUCCUCCCUACCCACACUCAACCGCAGAUCCUGUGUCUGGUGGAGGAUUUUGUGCUGGCAGGGGAGGCGUUCACCCAAGCAGAGGCGGGGAGCCUGAGGGCCAAGAUGGGUCGGCAGUGCGACCAGUUCUUUCGGAACUACCACAGACAGGCACUGGAGGUGCUGCGGAUGAUGGUGGAGAGGGAAACAUGGCAGCCCCUCCCCCCGUCCUCCCAGCAAGCCCCCGAGGGGAUGCUGAGGGAGUUGGUGGUGGUGUCGCAAGGGGGGAUGGGGGGAGUGGCGCGGGAGAGAGCACGGGAGAGGGAUCGGGAGAUGCUGCGAGAUAAAUUCAUGGAUAUGGAACGAGAGAGGGAGAGGGAGAAGGAGCAAGAGAGGGGAAGGAUGAGUCCACAUUCAGCGUAUCAGAGCCCAGGAGGAGCAUAUGGAGCAGGGGUUUCUUCUGGGGGAGGUGGAUAUGGGGUAGGUAGGUUUGGAAGUGCAGCAGAGGGGGUGAACGAGCUUCGGCAGUACAGCUCUGAGCGAGUAGCUCCAAGAAAUGCCGCCCCAACUCCCACUGGCUCUGCUGAUGCUGGUGGUGAUGCUGGUGGCGGUGGUAGCUGGGGCAGUGGGUAUGAUUUGAAGAGUAAUAGCUACAGCCACAGCAGAGGUGGUGGUGUUGUUGCCGCUGUUAGCCCUUCCGGUGUUGCUGCUGUUUGUAGCGAUCCCACUGCUGCUGUGAGUGGUGCCAGCAGUGGCAUGAGAGGGGUUGAGAGCGGUUUAUUGAGGACGCGAGAGGAAGGGGAAGGAGUGGAGCAGGAGGAGGAGGAGGAUGAGGAGGAAGAGGAAGAGGAGGAGGAGAGUGAGGAGCUUCCCUUCCUUCCCCACUCCCCCUCCCUGCUGCCGCCCUCCCCAUGCUGCCCUCCUCAUGCCGCCCCCCACCUUGCUGCCCUUCCCUUGCCGCCCCUCCCCUCACCGCCCUCCCCCUGCCGCCCUCCCCCUACCACCCUCCUUCUCCCGCACGGCAGGCUGAUGGACUAUCAGGUCACGCUGCUGUUCUCUCUCGGACCCAUCUCAGCUGACGUCAUCAUGUCCGUGUGGCAGCUAUUCGACCUCUAUCUCAUCACAGUAUUCCGCAUCUUCGGCCAUCGGGAGGCCUUUGCUGCCCUGCGAUCCGCCGACCCUGCCGCCGCCCACUUGCUAUCCCCCAAGCUCCGUGCCGUGCUCACCAAGAUCCUGCACAAGUUUGAAGCCAUGGGCCUGCGUCCUCUCUCUCCUCCCUCCUUCUCUGAUGCUGCUGCCUCCGCUGCUGCCUCUGCUGCUGCUUCUGCUGCUGCUGCAGCUGCCGCCUCUUCUCUCGAAUCAACUACAGGGGCAUCUGCUGCUGGUGCUGCUGCUGGUGCGGCUAGAGGUGCUGGUGCUGGUGCUAGGGGUGGUGCUGCUGCAAGGGGUGGUGGAGAAGGCAAUGGGAGUGUGGCAGUGCGGCCGAGUCUGUUUGAUGGCAAGACUGGCACCAGGGUGCUCAUCUCCUCCUCCAACUUCUAUGCUCUCAGGGAGCGGUGUGUGGCGAUCGAGUCGCUGCUAUGGCUCUCCCACGUGGUGCAGGCAGCACGCCAACGCUUCCUCUCCCACCUGCCCAAGGCUUCGUGGCCGCUCCUUGAGUCCUACACCUCCGAAACCCUGGAGGUGGUACCAGAGCUCUGCGAGCAUGUGAUGAGAACAGCUGCUCGAUUGCUCAUCAACUUCACCAGUUACGCAGACAAGAUCGCAGCAGGGAGAUGGGAGUCCCACGACGUCACGUCCUACCACAGCCCCUACGUGGAUGCGCUCCUGUCGGAAUUCCGCCUUCUGCUACAGAGAUUGAACCACCUGGGCAUCCCAGUCCAGGUGCAGCACCAGCUGGUGCAGUUUGCAAUGGAGGCAGUAGCAGACGUGCUUGUCGAGGGCUUCUCGCGAGUCAAGCGCUGCUCCAAUGAGGGCCGGGCGCUUAUGUCCCUCGACCUGCAGGCCUUUCACCUGCCCGAGACAGAGUACCUCUACUGGGCGCUCAGCCACGCUUUGAGACAGAGUACCGGCCUUCUACCUGCCCGAGACAGAGUGGUGUGGCUGAUCAACCUGGUGGCAGUGACUAAGGGGUGGAGGAGGAAGACCCGCGUUGACCUCAUUGACCGAAUUGACCUCCGCUCUGCCAUGCCGUGCCCGUCUGUUUUCCCCCACUUCCAGGAGUAUUCACGAGCUCAAGACUCACGAGGUGGUGCAUUGGCUCAGGGCUUUACUCAUUGCCAGCAGGUGGGAGUUACGGUGUGCUACCAUGGUAUACGGAUCAUUCCAGCAUGUGCAAUAUAUCCUUUGCUUCCAGGAAACGGCUCCAAAAUCAAGAGUGCCUUUGCAUGA
Messenger RNA from Closterium sp. Naga37s-1, 6240 nucleotides. Lineage: Eukaryota; Viridiplantae; Streptophyta; Zygnematophyceae; Desmidiales; Closteriaceae. The record is from the annotation of a GenBank genome assembly.